This is a messenger RNA of Lucilia sericata (common green bottle fly), 1104 nucleotides long. RefSeq names its product derlin-2 (gene Der-2). Gene Ontology annotation, molecular function: ubiquitin-specific protease binding; misfolded protein binding. The record is from RefSeq and is a predicted model, not a curated record. The transcript is spliced from 5 exons. Gene Ontology annotation, cellular component: Hrd1p ubiquitin ligase ERAD-L complex; endoplasmic reticulum membrane. Gene Ontology annotation, biological process: endoplasmic reticulum unfolded protein response. The coding region runs from base 122 to 943 and encodes 273 amino acids. Lineage: Eukaryota; Metazoa; Arthropoda; Insecta; Diptera; Calliphoridae.
UUGGUGGCCUAAGAUUUUUCAGUGCUUGUGGACAAACUGUUUCAACAUAGAAUUUGUAACAAAUUUUUAGCGGCUUUUGCAGGUAUCCUGUCUAUAAUACAACUCACACACAAAGUGCGCCAUGGCGCUGCAAUCAAUAAGACAAUUUUAUCUUGAAAUACCACCAGUAACACGUUUCUAUACGACGGCAUGUGUUAUCACAACAUUGGCAGUGCAUUUGGAUUUAGUUUCCCCCCUACAAUUGUACUUUAAUCCCAUCUUGAUUAUACGUAAAUUGCAAUUAUGGCGUUUGGCCACUACGUUCCUGUUUUUCGGUUCGGUGGGCAUAAGUUUCUUUUUCAACAUGGUCUUCACAUACCGCUACUGUCGCAUGCUGGAGGAGGGUUCAUUCCGUGGUCGUAGCUCUGAUUUUGUUAUGAUGUUCCUGUUUGGUGGUGCCCUUAUGACAUUCUUUGGUUUGUUUGUGAACUUGUUGUUUUUGGGUCAGGCCUUUACGCUGAUGUUGGUAUAUGUGUGGUCGAGAAGGAAUCCAUUUGUACGCAUGAAUUUCUUUGGUGUUAUGAAUUUUCAGGCUCCCUACUUACCUUGGGUACUGUUAUGCUGCUCCAUGAUAUUGGGCAAUACUAUAUGGGUAGAUAUUAUAGGCAUGGGUGUGGGUCACAUUUAUUAUUUCCUAGAAGAUGUAUUUCCAUUCCAAAGAAGCGGCUAUAAAAUGUUAAAAACACCGAAUUUUUUGAAAGUACUAUUUAAUGAACACAUUGAUCGUAAUUACCAGCCACUUCCAGAAGAUCGUCCCGGUGGUUUUAACUGGGGUGGUGAAGAAGCCGAACAACAGCAGCCAGCAGCCGAGGGCAAUAAUGAUGAAGCCGCAGCAGCUGCAGAUGGUGAACAAAAUCCCGAAGAAAACAAUGACCAAAGAGCGGCAAGACCAGCACAAAAUUAAUUCUUAAUAAGUAGAGUAAAAUUUUGAAACAAGAAAAUAAAAUAAAACACAAAUAACCCGCCGUGUUUUGCCGUGUACAAAAUAAGAAACAAAAACUCUAAGAAAAAGAAGAAACAAAAACAAACAAAAAACCACAAAACAUUUCCUAAUAUAUAAAACAA